AUGGCCGAUUUCGAUGUGGAGGACCUGCUGAAGAAGCUCACCGUCUCCGAGAAGGUCGACCUUCUUGCGGGUAUCGACUUCUGGCACACCAAGGCUCUUCCCAAGCACAACGUCCCUUCCGUGCGACUAUCUGAUGGUCCCAAUGGCGUUCGCGGCACCAAGUUCUUCAAUGGCGUUAAGGCCGCCUGCUUCCCCUGCGGAACGGCCCUUGGCGCCACUUUCAACACCACCCUCCUAGAGGAGGCUGGAAAGAAGAUGGGUGAAGAAGCCAAGCUCAAGGGAGCUCACUGCAUUCUCGGCCCGACCAUCAAUAUGCAAAGAUCCCCUCUCGGUGGCAGAGGCUUCGAGUCUCUGGGUGAAGACCCUGUCUUGGCCGGCCUGGGCUCUGCCGCCAUCGUGAACGGCAUUCAGAGCACCGGCAUCCAGGCGACGCCGAAGCACUUUGUUUGCAACGACCAGGAGCACAGGCGCAACGCUGUUCACAGCAUCGUAACUGAGCGAGCCCUGCGCGAGAUCUACGCCCUCCCUUUCCAGCUGACUUUUCGCGACUCGCAGCCCGGCGCUCUGAUGACGGCCUACAACGGUGUCAACGGCAAGUUCUGCAGUGAGAACCAAGAGCUGCUUGAGGGACUUGUUCGCAAAGAGUGGGGUUGGGACGGCAUGAUCAUGAGCGAUUGGUACGGCACUUACAGCACAACGGAGGCGGCCAACGCUGGUCUCGAUCUUGAGAUGCCCGGUCCUCCGCGCUUCCGUGGAGAGCCCCUGAAGUUCAACGUUUCAACCGACAAGGUCCGCCAACACAUUCUAGAUGAGAGAGCUCGUGCUAUGCUCAAGUUCAUCAAGAAGUGUGUGGCAACUGGCAUCCCUGAAGGCGCCCCGGAGAAGACUGGCGACACUCCUGAGACCGCUGAGCUGCUGAGACGCAUUGGCGGCGAGAGUCUCGUUCUUCUCAAGAAUGAGAACAGCGUUCUUCCCCUCAAGAAGGACAAGAAGACCGUCGUCAUCGGCCCCAAUGCCAAAAUUUGCACCUACCACGGCGGCGGCUCCGCUUCUCUGGCUGCUUACUACUCCGUCACCCCCUUUGACGGAAUCAGCAAGAAGCUGAGCUCUCCACCCGAGUACACCGAGGGUGCCUACUCCCACAAGCUUCUGCCUCUCCUUGGCAACGUUGUCAAGUCCAAUGGCCAACCCGGCAUGACCAUGAAGGCUUACAACGAGCCGCCCACCGACCACAGCCGCGAGUGCCUCGACGAGCUUAUCCUGACCAAGACCGAGCUCCUGCUUGUUGACUACUACAACCCCAAGUUCAAGUCCAACCUCUGGUACGCCGACUUUGAGGGCAGCUUUGUCGCCGAGGAGGAUUGCACCUACGAGCUCGGCCUCAUCGUCUGCGGCACCGCCAACCUGUUUGUCAACGACAAGCUUGUCAUCGACAACACCACCAAGCAGCGCCAGGGAGACGCUUUCUUCGGCGCCGCAACCGUCGAGGAGAAGGGCCGUGUCGAGCUCAAGAAGGGCGAGACUUAUACCUUUAAGGUCGAGUUCGCCUCGGCCCCUUCAUCCAAGCUCCAGGGUGACAAUGUCGUCUUCGGUGGUGGUGCCCUCCGCAUCGGUGGUUGCAAGGUUAUUGAUGACAAGGCCGAGAUCGCAAAGGCUGCUGCCCUCGCGAAGGACGCCGACCAGGUCAUCAUCUGCUCUGGCCUUAACGCUGACUGGGAGACUGAGGGCAAUGACCGCGCCGACAUGGAGCUUCCUGGCUACCUCAACGACCUCAUCUCUGCCGUCGGCAAGGCCAACCCCAACACCGUCGUCGUUAACCAGUCAGGAACGCCUGUGCGCAUGCCGUGGAUCAAUGACGUUGCCGCCCUUGUGCAGGCCUGGUAUGGAGGCAACGAGACGGGUAACGCCAUCGCCGACGUCCUGUUCGGCGAUGUCAACCCGUCAGGAAAGCUGUCUCUCAGCUUCCCCGAACGCGUCCAAGACAACCCGGCUUACCUCAACUACCGCGCUGAAGCCAGCCGCACUCUGUACGGCGAAGAUAUCUACAUUGGCUACCGCUACUACGAAUACAUCGACCGCCCCGUCCUCUUCCCCUUUGGUCACGGUCUGUCUUACACGAGCUUCGCCUUUAGCGAUCUCGUCGUCAACGACAAGGACGGCAAGCUUACCGUCGACGUCACAGUCAAGAACACAGGCUCUCUACAAGGUGCCGAGGUCGUCCAAGUUUACGUGGCGCCUAAGCAGAAGGCCAAGAUCAACCGCCCACUCAAGGAACUCAAGGGCUUCGCCAAGGUGGCGCUGAAAGCGGGCGAGAGCAAGAAGGUGACGGUCAGCAUCGAGACCAAGUACGCUGCCAGCUACUUCGACGAGGAACGCCAUCAGUGGUGCGCAGAGAAGGGCGAAUACGAUGUUGUCGUCAGCGACAGCAGUGUUGUCGCCGACAAGGCCCUCAAGGGAUCCUUCAGCGUCGGAAAAUAG
This is a messenger RNA of Colletotrichum siamense, 2478 nucleotides long. RefSeq names its product putative beta-glucosidase I (gene bglI-0). Bases 1 to 2478 code for a protein of 825 amino acids. The record is from RefSeq and is a predicted model, not a curated record. Gene Ontology annotation, biological process: glucan catabolic process. The transcript has 4 exons. NCBI's taxonomy places the organism in Eukaryota, Fungi, Ascomycota, Sordariomycetes, Glomerellales, Glomerellaceae. Gene Ontology annotation, molecular function: beta-glucosidase activity.